Rhodamnia argentea is the source of this 2512-nucleotide messenger RNA. Its product is annotated as O-fucosyltransferase 9. The record is from RefSeq and is a predicted model, not a curated record. NCBI's taxonomy places the organism in Eukaryota, Viridiplantae, Streptophyta, Magnoliopsida, Myrtales, Myrtaceae. The transcript is spliced from 10 exons. Bases 245 to 1927 code for a protein of 560 amino acids.
CGUCCUCAUAUUAUGACGGCGAGUCGCGACAGCUGCUGCUACACGGUGUGCCACGCGCUGCUCGCUUCCCUUCCACUCGCUGAGAAUCGACCCCGAAAGCUCGAGAAGCACGAGGAUCUUUUCCGUCUGCACUCGAACAAGUUCGCGUCGCAUCCCACCUUCGAAUCCGACCCGUUCCGUCCGAGUUCUCCUUGUCGAUCGAGAGAACUCCGCAGAACCUCUCUUGUGAGGCCGCCGACGGAGAAUGCCGCAAGGCCACAGCCGUCUGGGAGCCGGCGGCCGCUCCACGCCCUCUCCGCCCUCUUCGCCGCGGUUCCGCCACGGCCGGAACAAGAGCUCCGGCGGCGGCAGGGGGUCGAAGAAGAGCCUGGUGGAGAAACUGGUGUUGGCGGUCGUGUCGGCGGUUUUUAGGCGGAGAGGCGUGCUCUUGUUCGCGCCGGUGUUGUACAUUACUGGUAUGGUGUUGUAUAUGGGGUCUUUCGGGUUCGACGUUGGGGUGAGGAUGAAUGCGGGCGGUCCUGCGCCUCCGGGAUCUGUGUACAGGAGUCCUCAGGUCUUCGAGAAACUGUGGCCUUUGAUGGAGAACGAAAGCAAUUCCAGCUUUAACGCGUUGACAAUGGCAUGGAGUCAAACAUUACAUCAAAGUUGGCAGCCUUGUGGUAGCAUGACCAUCUGUCAAACAGGGUCCAAAGAAUUGCCAGAAUCGAAUGGUUUCCUUAUAAUUGAAGCAAAUGGUGGGUUAAACCAACAACGCUUGUCGAUAUGUGAUGCGGUGGCAGUAGCUGGACUGCUGAAUGCAACUCUGGUUAUACCUAUUUUUCAUCUGAACAGUGUUUGGCAAGAUUCCAGCAACUUCUCAGACAUAUUUGAUGAAGAUUUUUUCAUUGAUUCUCUCAAGAAUAAUGUAAAGAUAGUCAGAGAACUCCCAGAGGAUAUGCUUCAGCAAUUUGACUAUAACAUAAGCAGCAUAGUAAAUUUAAGAGUAAAAGGAUGGUCCACUCGUAACCAUUAUCUUGAAAAGGUCCUUCCAAGGAUGAAGGAACUCGGAGCUGUGCGCAUUGCCCCUUUUUCCAACAGAUUGGCAAAUGCAGUUCCUUCACCGGUACAAUGUCUCAGAUGCUUAGCCAAUUUUGAAGCGCUGAGGUUCGCAGAACCUAUAAGAGUUCUUGCUGAGAGGAUGGUUCAAAGAAUGACUAGGAGAAGCUCAGAAGGUGGGGGCAGAUAUGUGUCGGUGCAUCUUAGAUUUGAGAAGGAUAUGGUUGCCUUUUCAUGCUGCAAAUAUGAUGGUGGAGAGGAGGAGAAACGUGAAAUGGAUAUUGCUCGAGAAAAAGGAUGGAGAGGAAAAUUUAGGAGAAAAGGAAGAGUGAUAAAACCUGGCGCAAAUCGGAUGGAUGGAAAAUGCCCUCUUACUCCGCUGGAGGUGGGCAUGAUGCUUAGGGGCAUGGGUUUUGAUAACACCACUUCAGUAUAUGUGGCAGCUGGAAAAAUUUAUAAAGAAGAAAAGUUCAUGGCCCCUCUUAAGUUGAUGUUUCCAUACCUACAAACAAAGAAUACCCUUGCCACUCCCGAAGAACUAGCUCCAUUCAAGGGCUUCUCAUCUAGAUUGGCAGCUCUUGAUUAUUCAGUUUGCCUUCAGAGUGAGGUAUUUGUGACAACCCAAGGUGGAAACUUUCCUCACUUCUUGAUUGGCCAUAGACGGUACUUAUUUGGAGGCCAUGCCAAGACAAUUAGGCCCGACAAAAGGAAAUUGGCAUUGUUGUUCGAUAACCCCAAAAUCAGGUGGGAGAAUUUCAAGCGCCAGAUGCAAGCUAUGCUUCACCGAAGUGAUGUUAAGGGAAGUGAGCUCAGAAAGCCUGGGGGCUCACUAUACACUUUUCCCAUGCCAGAUUGCAUGUGUAAGCAAAACAAGAUGAAACAUAAACAUUGAUAUAAGAAUAACAAUCAUCUGGAAUAUUGUAAGGAUACGUGUCGUAUAGGUUACAAGUUUAUCACUCGUUGUGUGUUAUAGAGUAUCACACGGUGAUUUUGUAAAUGUCAAUUCUUUUAUCACAAGGGAAAGGCUAAUUUUGAUUCUCUCCAACUCUUUGGCCACUGUAACUGCUCUUCCAAGUACAAAUUCUUUUAUAUUUUAGAUAGUGCCCCUGAAAUUAUGGGUCCUGAAAAUGAUUGGAAGAUGAGAAAUUAAAGUUAGUUAUCGUAUAAAAAUCAAGUGGCAUGGCUUCUCCCUCAUGUGGAUUGAGGUGAGCCUGUGUUCUUUUCUUGUCUAUCUAUCAAAUGCCUGUAGGUUACAUGCUGUUUGCUUAGAUCUGCUAUCUGUCUGAGAGCAUGGUCAUCGUCAGAGUUGCAAUGGAAUGACCAAAUCAUGUACUUUUAUGCACCCGGAGGACCCACUUGUAGAUUAUUCUUUAAGUUCAGUGGAUUUUCAUUGUGAUUUUGCUUUCUACUUUGUCUUACAUUUUCAUGAUGUUUUUUACUCUAUCGUUGUGAGUCAUGACAGGUUUUAAAUAGCCAA